AUGGCACCGGCCCUUUAUCCUUCUUCUGCCAAGAGAGUGAAGUCGUCGUUGCUCUGUGAAACCAGCCUCACGUCCCAGAUUUCUAUCACUCCAAAGCGCCCCCAUCCCCGCAAGUUGGAUGAGUCCAAUCAGACCAGCCCAUUAAGCCAAACGGAUCCAGAUGGCACCGGCCCUUUAUCCUUCUUUUGCCAAGAGAGUGAAGUCGUGGCAGAACUUCAACAAGCGUCAGCUUGUAAAGAGGUUGAUACUGAUGGAGGAACUGUCUUCAAGUUUAAAGAAACUGUGGAAUCAAUGGGAGCUGCAGACGUUGGUUUUGCUUAG
Dovyalis caffra is the source of this 321-nucleotide messenger RNA. The record is from the annotation of a GenBank genome assembly. NCBI's taxonomy places the organism in Eukaryota, Viridiplantae, Streptophyta, Magnoliopsida, Malpighiales, Salicaceae.